GGAAAAUUCUUAUUCCUCCACCUGUCACCUCCACCGGCAGCUCCAUGACAGUUCGACUUGUCACCGAUCAUGGAAAAAACAGGAAGGGAUUUCGCGCAAGCUAUGUAGCUGAAGAUAAAGUAUACUCGAAUUGUGGGGUCGGCCAGUACCGGUGUGCCAAUGGUGUGACCUGUAUAGACGCCUGGAAACGGUGUGACGGAAACAACGACUGUAGAGACAACAGCGAUGAGGAUGAAAGUCACUGUGCGUGUCAAGACAUCCCGCCAUCCUUGGGGUCGAUGUGCAGCCGGGGCAUCAGUUACCAGAAGAUGACGCUUCCCAACCCAUUCAACCCAUUUGGCGACACCUCAGUAGAAGCUGUUGAAAGCUCAGAAGAUUUCAUUGACCUCAGCGCCAUCGCAGAACUAGACUGCCACCCCCGUAUUAGAGACCUAGUCUGUGCUACUAUUCUGCCGCGCUGUGAAUCCAGUCCGAACCUCCGGCAACAGCUGCCAUGUCGUUCUUGGUGUGAAGAGGUGCAGUUCGCGUGUGAACUGGAGGCUAUCGAUGUCUGGUCAGCUUUUCCAAGCUGUGAAAUGUUCCCCCACACCAACUGCAACAACAUCAACGGUUCGAUGGAGGAUGGAGAGAAAUGUUUCGACGGGAAUGGUGCCAAUUACAGAGGAGACGAGGCCACUGGUGCCGCAACUGGAGUAAAAUGUGAGCGGUGGGACAGUGACGAGACCCUUGUGGCGAGCUACCCCUGGGCAAACCUCGUGGAUAACAAGUGUCGCAACCCUGGAGACUACGAGAGACCGUGGUGUUUGACUCCCAGUGGAUUUGAAUACUGUGACAUCAUUCCUUGCAAUGUUGUCGGCUGCGAGGAUCCAGGAAAGCCCCGGUUUGGCAAGAGGAGUCCCAUCAUGCAGUUCUACUAUCCUGGCGAGCGAGUCACGUACACAUGUGACGUAGGGUUCAAGUUCAGGCCAUACGCCCCACCCAACAACGUAGUAUGUGUUUAUAAUGAAGAGACGGGAGAGGCCGAAUGGAGCUCACCUAAACCAAAUUGCGUAGUGGAUCACAAGUACAAGCUCCAAAAGGACCUCCUCAGCCCGGGUAUCUAUCGUCGGUCGGUGUCUCCAACAACUAGACUGGAAAUAAAGGCAUAUGUUGUCAACGUCGUCAACUUGGAUGAGAAGGCGGAAAAGAUAGUAACAUCAUUUAAAGCGGAAUUCUCAUGGAAAGACGACAGACUGGAAUGGCAACCCAAACAGUACGGGGAUUUAGAAAAGAUCUUCGUCUUUGACGAGGAAGUCUGGCUACCGACAUUGACACUGCAAAGAAAUGCGGACGUAGGAUACAUCGGUGGAUUUCCCAAGACUGAGGUGAAAAUGGAGAACACCGGAGAUGUGACCUGGCCUGUAGAACUACUGACAACAACAACCUGUACCCUGGACCCUUUCCUCUUCCCUCAGGACAACAUGACAUGUGCAGUGUGCUGGAGAGCGGGAGAAGAGUACAUAAUAGGCCGUUCCAAUGCAACAUCGCGCAGAGACCUUAACUUCCUGAACUACUUUAACAGCGAGACCGACAUUGUCACUGGAGAGUGGAGUGGAAAAACCACCCUUUCAGCUUCAUUAAACGAGGCCUGCCUGACGAUAACACUCAAACGAGAUCCCACCUAUCACUACUCCACAACCAUCUCUCCCUGUCUCAUCCUGAUCAUCCUCAUGGUCAUCACCUUCAUCAUGCCCAUUGAUAAAGGAGACAGGAUUGGAUUCGGCGUCACCUUACUGCUGGCCAUGGUGGUGUCGCUGGUGGUGGUCACAGGUUUUCUGCCAGUGUCCAGUACCCUACCAUUCAUAGCUUUGGUGAUCAUUGUGUGCAUGGCUCUGAUGGCCCUCUUCAUGUUGACGACUUUGUGUAUCAUCAUUAUCCACGACAAGAAGGGACCUGUCCCUAAAUGGGCACGGGCGGUCUUCCUGAAGCAUAUGGCAAGGGCCCUUAUGAUGGGAGACUUGACCAAGAAGCUAAAGAAAGAAGAGGAUAAAGAUUACAACAUGAGCAGCAAUGUGAAUGGCGUCGAGGUACACGCCAAUCAGCCGUACAAGAUGGACGACAUUGUUGGAGGAGACAACCCACCGUCAACCGUAGAUACCGAGGUCGGAGCUACCCUUAUUGGGUUAAAAGGAAGCGUAGAUGAGCUGAAGGUCAGUGUUAGGCAACUGUCUGGUAGCAUUGAUGCUGUGGCAAAUAUUGCUGCAGGUGAAGACGAUGAAGAAGUUGGGGAGUAUGCUUUGUUGGCUGGUGUGUUAGACAGGCUGAGUUUGGUCAUUUAUGUCAUUGCCAUUGUUGUGACCAUACCAUGCAGUCUUCUUUUUGGUCGCCGACUGGUCUAGAUAA
Messenger RNA from Branchiostoma belcheri (Belcher's lancelet), 2382 nucleotides. RefSeq names its product neuronal acetylcholine receptor subunit beta-2-like. The coding region runs from base 45 to 2378 and encodes 777 amino acids. The transcript is spliced from 13 exons. Gene Ontology annotation, biological process: monoatomic ion transport. Gene Ontology annotation, cellular component: membrane. The record is from RefSeq and is a predicted model, not a curated record. Gene Ontology annotation, molecular function: protein binding; extracellular ligand-gated monoatomic ion channel activity. Lineage: Eukaryota; Metazoa; Chordata; Leptocardii; Amphioxiformes; Branchiostomatidae.